AUGGGCAAAGAAUAUACUCCAGAGUUUGCGAUCCAAUACACUAAAUUGACAACGGGGAUUCUGUUUACGUGGCCGCCGAGUUCGACGGCAUCGCGACUCGUGGAAAUCAGCUUUCAAAUCGGCUGGUGGAUUUCCUGGAUCAUCUCCGUCUUCCUCGCUGGUCCACUGCUUGCAACGGCCUAUCAACAACGCAGCAGUUUUAUGCAACUCACCAAACACUUGUGUAUAGCCGUUUGUCUCAUUCAAGUUGUGGUGAAAAUGGUGAUUGGGAGAUAUCAUUAUCGUCGGUUUCAGUACUUGAUCGAAGAAAUGGAGAUUUUCGUGAAGAACGCAAAUCCCCACGAGCGAAAAGUACUCAUGAGCUACGUGAAUCGAGUCGCUCCCUUUCACUACAGAUUCAACAUGGUUUCUUUUUGUGGAACUUUAGCUGUUAUCCUCGGUCCUUUAGCGCUGGACCUGUCGCUUCCAACGGAAGCCGAGUAUCCCUUCCCCAUGUACCAACAUCCAACUUAUGAUAUUCUUUUUCUACUGGAAUCGAUAGGGGCUAUUCAAUGCGGCUGUACUGGCCCUUUCGAUUGCCAGGGGUGUUUGCUCCUCUGGUACGCCACAAUUCGACUUGAUUUUCUCGCGGAAAAAAUAAGAAAUGUCAACAGCGCUGAAGAACUCAAAGAGUGCAUUCGUAUACACCAGCAUAUUUUAUGGUACAUCGAUGAAACAAUCAGAACUGUUCGGCCUGUGGUAGCAGCAACAGUCGUAUUGGCUACGAUAUCCAUUGCCUGUGGAGGAAUUCAUCUAGUUGGGAAUGAACCAGUCGAUCAGAAAGUUCAAUUCGUGGGCAUUGACAUUGGAUAUUCCUUGGAGCUUCUUUGUGUCGCGUGGGCUGCAGAGAGUCUGACAACAGCGUGCGAAGAGGUCGGCUGGGCGUUGUACAGUUCCCCGUGGAUUCAAAAUUCCCAGGAAUUCAGCAGAAUCGCAAUUUUCGGGAUCCAGAGAUGUCAAAAGCCUCCGAAGAUUGCGGUCGGGGGACUCUUGUCGGAAUUAUCCAUGAAUUAUUACGCAACGUACAUGUCGAAAACCUUUUCCUUCUUCACCACAUUGCAUGUCAUGCUCACGAAACUCGAAGAGGAUCUGUGA
Messenger RNA from Diachasma alloeum, 1134 nucleotides. RefSeq lists its product as uncharacterized. Gene Ontology annotation, cellular component: plasma membrane. The coding region runs from base 1 to 1134 and encodes 377 amino acids. The transcript has 6 exons. The record is from RefSeq and is a predicted model, not a curated record. Gene Ontology annotation, molecular function: odorant binding; olfactory receptor activity. Gene Ontology annotation, biological process: sensory perception of smell; detection of chemical stimulus involved in sensory perception of smell. NCBI's taxonomy places the organism in Eukaryota, Metazoa, Arthropoda, Insecta, Hymenoptera, Braconidae.